AGUCUCUGUUAUUUCUCCGUCUAUCCGCAUUCUUCGCCUCCGUGAAGACGUCUCAGGAGAUGAGAACGGUCACGAGGUGCAGGAGUACGGGUAUCGCAUGCGGCGGCACGCCUUCAAGUAAUUGCUGCCCGCCGUCCUGCGCGAUCUCCCCGAGCUGGAAGAGCUCGAGCUACGGUCCUUGGGACACGAGGCCUUUUGGUAUCCGCUCAAGUUCGUGCGAGCCGCCCUUCCUAUCGUUUCUACAAUCGAGGAGCUGACGGAGCUCAGCGUGACUCUCGUUGAU
Molecule: messenger RNA, 283 nt
Organism: Fomitopsis serialis
Lineage: Eukaryota; Fungi; Basidiomycota; Agaricomycetes; Polyporales; Fomitopsidaceae
Exons: 1
Coding region: 60-257 (65 amino acids)
Source: RefSeq, a predicted model, not a curated record